AUAACCGGUACGAUAUCAAUUACGAAUAACGAUUGAUAAGAACCGGGUUUUAUCUGUAAAGGGAGGACACGUCUCUCUUUAGCAAAACCCUAAAGAAGCGAGCAAAGUUACAGAGCGUCGUCGUCUUCUUCUUCCAUCUUCCGAACCGACCGUUACUAGCUCCUUCUUCUUCUUCUUCUUAUUCUUCUUCUGACGGUUGUGCAGCUGCUGAGGAAAGAUGCAGAGCGAGGAAUCUAACGAGCUUGCUAAUGGAGUAUCCAAGGAGGAGGAGGAGACUAAGGAAACAGUGAAGAAGAGUCAAAAGGCGGAUAGAAAGAAAAAGAAGUUGAAAGAGAAGUUGCUAAAGGAAGCUACUAAGGCUGAUAACAGAGGAGUUUGCUACUUGAGCCGUAUCCCACCACACAUGGAUCACGUUAGACUUCGCCAGAUUCUCUCUCAGUUUGGUGAAAUUGAUAGGAUUUAUCUUGCUCCUGAAGAUCCUGAAGCACAAGUUCAUCGCAAGAAGGCUGGUGGGUUUCGUGGCCAACUCUUCUCUGAAGGGUGGGUGGAGUUUGCUAAGAAAACCGUAGCUAAGAGAGUCGCUGAUAUGCUAAAUGGAGAACAGAUAGGGGGAAAGAAGAAGUCAGCUAUAUACUAUGAUAUUUGGAACAUCAAAUACUUGACCAAGUUCAAAUGGGAUGAUCUCACCGAUGAAAUUGCAUACAAAAGUGCAAUACGGGAACAGAAACUGAAUAUGGUUAUGUCUGCUGCUAAAAGAGAGAAGGACUUUUAUUUAUCUAAAGUAGAGAAGUCUCGUGCCAUGACCGAGAUUGAUGAACGGAUGAAGAAGAAGCGAAAGAUUCAGGAAGAAUCAGGCAGCAACGCAGAACCAGCGCAAGUCUUCCCACCUAGGGUGGUUCGUCAGUUCAGACAGAAGAUAGCAAUCAAAAAUGAGGUGUCUCAGAGCAAACCUGGUCUCUCCACAGAUGUCCUAGCAUCGGUUUUCGGCGGUUCUUAAAGAUUAAGAAGAGGCAUGUGAAGAUAUUGCAGUUUGAUCAAAGGCUUUAUAAUAUGUAUGAAUGGCUUUUCCCAUUAGUUUCUGCAUGUCAACAGAGUGAACCUUCACAUACACUUCUCUAGCUUUUUUGUUACUAAGAAUAUGAAUUAAAACAAAUUUUGAUACUUUUA
Molecule: messenger RNA, 1167 nt
Organism: Raphanus sativus (radish)
Lineage: Eukaryota; Viridiplantae; Streptophyta; Magnoliopsida; Brassicales; Brassicaceae
Product: pre-rRNA-processing protein ESF2
Exons: 8
Coding region: 218-997 (259 amino acids)
Biological process (GO): endonucleolytic cleavage in 5'-ETS of tricistronic rRNA transcript (SSU-rRNA, 5.8S rRNA, LSU-rRNA); endonucleolytic cleavage in ITS1 to separate SSU-rRNA from 5.8S rRNA and LSU-rRNA from tricistronic rRNA transcript (SSU-rRNA, 5.8S rRNA, LSU-rRNA); small-subunit processome assembly
Cellular component (GO): nucleolus
Molecular function (GO): RNA binding
Source: RefSeq, a predicted model, not a curated record